UCUCGUUCUUAUCCACACUGCCCGAGUCAUCGUUCUUAUCCAUUCAUCCCCCGCUGCUCUCUCUCUCUCUCGUUCUUAGCGCUCUCUUUCCCUCAGCUCUGUCACCUCUCUCGCGCGUCGGCGGCGCGCGGUGGCAGGAGGGAAGGUAGCGGCGGCCCGGCAGGAGGGGAGGCGGGGUGGCGGGAGGGAAGGCGGCGGCGGCGCCUCCCCUCCACCAGAUCUGGCCAAGAGCGGCAGCCUGGCAGGAGGGGAGGCGGGGGCGGCGGCGGCGCCUCCCCUCCGCCAGAUCUGGCCGGGAGCAGCGGCCUAGCAGGAGGGGAGGCGGGGGCGGCAGUGGUGGGCGGUGGCGGAAGGGAAGGCGACGGCCCCGCAGGAGGGGACUCGGCGACGGCCCGACAGGAGUGUUCAUUGGAAACCAGCUGCUGAUGAACAUACAAAACCAAAAAAGCGCCAGCAUACUGUGCUGUACAUACCAAGAAGAAGAAGGAGAAGAGGUAAUGGGCAACAACGUGCGGGCAGGCAUCACGCUCGAUAGAAUUAAUUGUUUGAAACGAUGAUAUGAUAAGAACAAGAGGGAGACCAACUGACCUUAAUCCAUUAUUCAUGGAAGCGUGAAGGUUACGUACUUCCGUUGACAUGAAACUUCAUAGUAUAUAUGUCGACCUUUCAUCUGCAAUCACCAACUAAACACCCCAGUUAAUUGGCUGUCAUCUCCGUCGUCUCUCACAGCGAGCAUUGUGCUGCCUGCGCAAGGGACUUCAUCCAAAGUUGUUGAAAUAAAAGGGAGAUCAUUCUCUAUCCUUUCCAUAAGAUAGAUGGCAGCCUGUGCAGCCAGUACUGCAACCAUAGAUUGGGAGCUCCUGGAAGCGGCCAUAUCUGGUGAUACCAGGUCAAUGAAGAUGAAGUACAUGGAUUCACAUGAUCCUACAAUUCUGCUUGGAAAAAAUCCACAAGGAAACACAUGUCUUCAUAUAUCUUCCAUGUGUGGCCAUUUGGAAUUUUGCAAAGAUGUUCUUUCACUUCCACAGGAUCCAACCGUGAAGAAGAAACUACUCACUACUGUGAAUGUGAUGAAUGAGACGCCACUGCUUACUGCCAUAACAAGUGGCCAUGUUACUUUAGCUGCUUUUCUACUCAAAUACUGCCAUGAACAAGGAUUCAGUGAGGUAAUCUUGAAACAGGACAAGCACAAAUGUAAUGCACUGCACCAUGCCAUUUGCAACGGCCACAAGGACCUGGCACUGGAGUUGAUAGCGACUCAGCCUGCCUUGUCCAAAGAUGUCAACAAAUACGGCGAGUCUCCCAUGUACAUUGCGUUGAUGAUGAGGGAUUCUAAGUUUACAGAUAUUUUUGAGAAACUGUUGGGAAUUGAUGGUUCUUCUCAUUCAGGAACCUAUGGCUACAAUGCUCUCCAUGCAGCUAUUAGAAAUGGAAAUCCAGAUAUUGCUAAAAGAAUCAUCGUUGAACGCCCAAAUCUGGCCACAGAAGAAAAUAAGGAUGGUAAUACUCCAAUUCAGCUAGCUGUACGUUGGGGAAAGAUCGACAUGCUACGAGUAUUGUUGAAACAUGACAGAUCUCAAGGGUAUGUUAUCAACAGAAAAAAUGGUUAUCCUCUCCUCCUUUCUGCUGCACAUCGAGGUCAUGUUGCUGUUGCCCGAGAGAUUAUCAAAUAUUGCCCAGAUGCUCCAUAUUGCAAAAAAGAUGGGUGGACAUGUCUUCAUAAAGCUGUCAAAUCAGGUAAUAUGGAAUUCGUUGAGUUUAUCCUUGGGGAACCACGACUUCAGAAACUCGUGAACAUGCGUAGCAGCAAGGGGAAAACAGCUCUACAUUAUGCCAUCCAGAAGUGUGAUCCGAAAAUUGUUGCUGCUUUACUUGACAAGAAAAUAGACUUGACAAUUCUUGGCAGUGACGGUAAUGCAGCCGCUUGGGAAUUACGGGAUGCCUUGGAUAGUGCGAAGACAUUAAACUGGAAUGAAGUGUCAAUGCUUAUGAUUAAAGCUGAUCCUCCAAAUGCAAAAUCCGUUUAUAAUCUUCACGAGGAAGCCAAAGAAAAGUUGAUCAAUGCGUCAAGGAAGGAUGCAAGGUCGCUGACUCAAACAUACACAAGCAACACUUCGCUAGUGGCGAUCCUCAUCGCAACAAUUACCUUUGCUGCUGCUUUCACCCUGCCUGGAGGAUACAGCAGUGAUGCUGGAAGCCAGGGACUUCCUAUAAUGGCAAGGAACGUUGCCUUUAAGGCAUUCUUGAUAUCAGAUACCUUAGCAAUGUGCGCCUCACUUGCUGUUGCGUUCAUAUGCAUCAUAGCAAGAUGGGAGGAUCUCGAUUUCUUGCUUUACUACAGAUCCUUCACCAAGAAGCUUAUGUGGUUCGCGUACAUGGCAACAACUACAGCAUUUGCAACCGGUUUAUACACAGUAUUGGCCCCUCGGCUGCUAUGGUUAGCUGUUGGAAUUUGCUCUGUUGCUGUUUUAGUGCCAAUUCUCACUAAGGUGCUCGGGGAAUGGCCUGUCUUAAAGCUCAGAAUUCGGUUGGGCCAAGCUUUCAAAUCAGAGUUCCUUGAUAUGGUCUGAUAUUAUCGAUAUAUCUUGUAAAUGAUAGCAUAUUAUAUCGUUAUUGUUCAAAUAUAUGUGUCACGUGUUGUUUGAUCAAUAAUAGCAUACAUUGUUAAAUCUUUAACUUCAUGUAUAUAAUCUAAAUAAUGUACUCUGAACAUUAUUCAUGUGGAGCUUAUGUAAUGACUUGUAUCUUUUUUUUCAA
Molecule: messenger RNA, 2757 nt
Organism: Oryza sativa Japonica Group (Japanese rice)
Lineage: Eukaryota; Viridiplantae; Streptophyta; Magnoliopsida; Poales; Poaceae
Product: ankyrin repeat-containing protein At5g02620
Cellular component (GO): plasma membrane
Molecular function (GO): protein binding
Source: RefSeq, a predicted model, not a curated record